Periconia digitata is the source of this 2310-nucleotide messenger RNA. Lineage: Eukaryota; Fungi; Ascomycota; Dothideomycetes; Pleosporales; Periconiaceae. The record is from the annotation of a GenBank genome assembly.
UAUGAGGGUUAUCCAAGACUCAGAAGACGAAGAUGAUCUUGAACUGAUCGAGGCUGGCGAAGACGCGCCGGUCGAGGAUCGAAAUGGACAGGAGCGCGGCACGGGUUCCACGGAAUCUCUCAAACGAAAAAUAGAGGAUGCCCACCGCACCCAGUUUCGAUCUCUUACAGAUGCAACUGCCAGCCACCAGGACGCGCCGCAUUCUAACACGCUAGACAAGCGAAGAAAGACGUCAUUAGAUCCAUCCCCAGUAAGCUCGCUUUUGCUGGAAUCAGCGAAGCAAUAUGUUUCACCAAGUAAUCAGAUAUUGGGAAACACCUGUAAUCUAUCGGAAAUUGAGAGGAGAGUGGCUCCAACUAUAGCUCUGCCCGCAGUUCUUUCACCAGAGAAACUUUGGAAUCUCGACGGGACCAUACACGAGGAGUGGCAAUAUCAUGAACCAGGCAUGUUCGUUGAGCCUUCAAGUACAGUACCGAAUGCAACAGCCACACAGCAGCGGAUCUUACAAGAAAAUCUUGCCCCGGCAUUUCCAGGCCUCGACCCAACCGUAGACGGACAGUAUCAGCCACCCCCAAAGUCAUCUGUACCUUGGUCAGAAUUUAUGAGGUCGUCAUCCUCCAGAGAACCACAAGACGAGUCUGGGAACACGAGCCAGAACGACCAGCGCUCUACACAGCACAGGAAAUACCCAGAAACGAAUCCUCCCAUGUCUCCUAUCCAGGAACUAAGAAAUAGCGAGCAACCAGAAGACAUCAUAAUGUCGUCCAAACAGGAGCAAAAGGAAAUUGCCAUCCGACAGUCUCCUCGUCAGCAGCGUACAUCUCAAGCAGAGCCUACCUCGAGCACCAAAAGCAGGCCCCUGUCCGGUUCGACUAAAGAUCCUCCUGAGGAAUCAGCGUUCGACAACUCAGCCUCCAUCGAACUCUCGACAGAGCAAUAUGUUCCGCGACCUUCACGCUCAAGGUCCUCAAAGCUUUCUCUUGAUGCGCCAAUAGAUUAUUCCGUAAGACCCGAAAAGAUGGCGAGACGUACCAGAACUUCAGGCGCGACAGAGAGUGGCUCGGGUGCCACAACCCCAGAAAAGGUACGACAAAUCACAGAGAUGGGCUUCACACCAAAAACUACGCAAAGAGCUCUCAAGCGACACCACGGCGACAUGGCAUCAAGCGUGGAGUGGCUGAUUGCUUCCGGAGAAGCAGAUGAAGACGAGCUGGCUCCUCCAAGAUCAUCAAGGUCGAAAAAAGCCAAAAGGAAUGAAGCAGAGCAGGCACGCUUUGAAGUGGAACGCCAAGAGGCUUCUGCUGUUACCCAAGAAGAGACCAACGCGGAUUCCAAAAUUCGCGGCAAGCCACUUUCAGCAGGCAUUGAUCCAGAUGACUCACCCGCCUCGCGUACGAAGACUCCAAGAGUGCAGGUUGUCAUACCUCCCAAGCCCCGAGAGCUUGAGGCUGAACUGGAAAGCACUGUCAAUCCCACAAAUCACAAUGAUGUGGAAACCCCGAAACAAAACCGAAGGAAAAUAGCUACCGAGCCACAAGAAGCUUCUAAUGGAGUUGUGGCUACGCCUGCAAAAGAGAAAAAGAAACGAGGCAGGCCACGAAAAGAUGCAAAAAGGAAUCCCGUCGAAGAGAAGCAGAUAGAUGAGCCAGCAUCUGAUUCGGGGCCAAAAAGCAAGGCGCUUCAGCAAGCCGAGCCAAACGUGCAGAAUGUUUCCGGGGAGCUUGAGACCUCGGAAAAGCAAUCAAGCCCAGUUCUGACAAAACAGACCACGGCUACGGUGGAGAGAGCCGCACCAUCCGAGAAAGCAUCACCCAGGGUUAUUGAUAACGGAGAGCCACCCAAAGACUCCUCGGAGCAGCCGUCGGACAAGGCGGUUGCAGUCCCGCGAAAGCCUUUGGGGGUGGUGGAAAGCGCCCAAUCGCCACAGACGAACGGCAAGAGAACCUAUCGAGUGGGUCUGAGCAAACGUGCACGGAUCGCGCCUCUGCUUCGGGUAGUGAAGAAAUGACGGAGUAUGGUUCGGGAAAGUCAAGAAGCAAACGUCUUCCACGGACACGGAGAGUAGUAGGUAUGCAGGAACUGAGCUUAGCGUAGAGGAGUCGUCCUUUCAUGUAACGAAAUCAAUUGAUACCCCACAGCGACCCCAUAAAUUUCAACACAUCUACUUUGGGUCAUGCGGAUUUUCAACGCGGCGCAGAUCGGUUGAUCGCUCGACCCACCACGCUGAACGAGCACGAAGAUUCUAAGGUGAAAUCCAGCAAUUACUUCAACUACGAAGAGAAAAGCGGAAUCCUGUGUGAUCCAUCAUUC